AAAAACAUUCUGAUUAUAAAAACCUUUUUCCUCAGCAUUUCUUUUCGCUUGUUUCAUCGUAUUGUUUCCGGCCGUUUUGCUUUAUUCUUCUGGGGUGGGGUUUAACAAGAAUCAUCAUCAUCAUCAUGUCUCAAUCUCCACACCAACAAUCAUCCAUCAUGGAUAGUGAUACAAUGUUGGAUGUUUAUAUUCUGGAUUAUCUUACCAAGAGGAAACUUAACGCGUCGAAAAAAGCAUUUGGAGAAGAAGCAAAAGUAUCCGUUAACCAUCGCGUAGCAAUCGACGCUCCGCGUGGUUUCCUUCUUGAAUGGUGGACGGUUUUCUGGGAUAUAUUUAUUUCUCGGUACAAACACCACCAAGGUAUUAUGGAACCGAUCAAUGAGGAUUUUAGAGUACCACAACAGCAUCAGCAGCAUCAGCAGCAUCAGCAAGGAAGUCAACAUCAAAGUCGAAUGGUCAACGCAAACAACGUUGGUACCGGAAAGAACACUUGGGUUGCCGAGGCGUCAACCCAAAUGAGGCAAGCGGUUCCCAAGCAAUGCUAUGGAGAUAAUGCGGGCUUAAUUAUGAAUCACAUUAAUUCAAUGAGUGACCAACCGAUUCCGUAUCAGAAGCAAUCUUUGGUACCUACACUUGACAUAAGCAAUAUGAUAAGUUCUUUGAUCAAUCAAAGUGCUCAAGGGUCCGAGGGUUUACCGAGGGAAGCUCAUGCGGCAGCUGGAACGUUAAAUAAUAUGCCUUUAAAGGGAUGGCCGUUAACGGGACUGGAUCAAAUUCGGGGUCGAGUUUAUCAGCAACAGGGUGCACUACACCCGCCCCCACUAUCGUAUGAAGGUCAAAUGCAGGGUCAAAGUCAACUUUCAAAUGAACGAGAAAUAAGUCAAACUGAGGAUCAACUUCAUCAUUCAAUGGAAAACAAGAGAAAGCAGCCAUUGAUGUCUUCAAGUGAUGCUAAUACAUCGGCAACUGCAAAUGUUAUUGCAGCAUCGCUUCCUCGUUCUCCACAAAAUGACAAGAUCAAUAUUGAUGAUUUCUUGAAUUAUGGUGCGUUGGAUGGUAAUGAUAAUUUGCAGUUAUCCCGAGCGGAUAAAGAAGCUGACGUGGACCCCUCAAACGGUUUCUCAUUUUCGGAAAUUGGAAGUGUUCAUGCAACAAGUGUCAAUUGUUGUGACAUCUCAUGCGAUGGAAAAUUGGUUGCCGUUGGCGGGCAUGACAAAAAGGCGAGGCUAUGGUGUACAAGUUCCCUUGAAACUAAAGCUACACUUGACGGACAUUCACAAGCGAUAACUGAUAUCCGUUUCAGUCCCUCUAUGCUACGCCUUGCAACUUCUUCGCAUGACAAAACCGUAAAGAUUUGGGAUCUUGAAAAUCCGGGCUCUUUAAUCAAGACAAUCACAGGGCACACUGCAUCAGUUACAUCAGUCGAUUUUCACCCUAAAAAGGAAGACCUCAUUUGCUCUUGUGAUGAAACCGAGAUUCGUUACUGGAGCGUCAAGAAAACCGGUUGUAUUAAAAUGUGCAAGCGUGGCGCAAGUCUGGUUAGAUUUCAGUCUGGUGUCGGGAAGUAUCUUGCAUCUGUUGUCGGAAAGUCUGUAUCGUUAUCGGAUUUGGAGAAUAAUCUCACCCCCGGGCAUGUUUUGAAGGGUCAUGGAUUGAAUAUUCAGUCGUUAUGCUGGGAUUCUUUGGGUGAGCAUCUGAUAUCGGUAAGUGAGGACUCGAUAAAAGUGUGGAGAAUGGACGUGGGGGGAAAAGCAAACUGCAUUCAUACUUUAAGUGUUCCCGGAAAAAGUUUUCGUUGCGGUAUUUUCCAUCCGAGUUAUCCUUCUCUCCUCGUAAUUGGCUGCUAUCAGAGUAUGGAGCUAUGGAACAUGACAGAGAACAAGAUGAUGAUGCCAGUGGAAGAACCUGUUUUUGCACUAGUGGUAUCGAGUUCCGGUUUGGUAGCAUCAGCCGGUCACAAUGGCAAUGUCCUUAAGCUUUGGAAGUAAUUUAGAUACAUAUAAUAUAUUUUUGUAUUUUGGAGUAGAUAAAGUUUUUGGCGACGUUUGAGCUUCUAUAAUAGGUUUUUGUCGUAUAUUUUUGGAACUAUAUACAUGCGCAAUCUUAGAUCUGAUGUUCCUUUAUCAUAGUUGGAUAUAUGGUAAUAGUAUGAGCUGACACUGUUGAAAAUCUAUGAAAUGGUAGUAUUAUAUAAUCC
Molecule: messenger RNA, 2197 nt
Organism: Helianthus annuus (common sunflower)
Lineage: Eukaryota; Viridiplantae; Streptophyta; Magnoliopsida; Asterales; Asteraceae
Product: transcriptional corepressor LEUNIG
Exons: 15
Coding region: 126-1988 (620 amino acids)
Molecular function (GO): protein binding; transcription corepressor activity
Source: RefSeq, a predicted model, not a curated record